This is a messenger RNA of Poecilia latipinna (sailfin molly), 1711 nucleotides long. RefSeq names its product NIF3 NGG1 interacting factor 3-like 1 (S. cerevisiae) (gene nif3l1). Gene Ontology annotation, cellular component: cytoplasm; mitochondrion. Bases 214 to 1566 code for a protein of 450 amino acids. The record is from RefSeq and is a predicted model, not a curated record. The transcript is spliced from 6 exons. Lineage: Eukaryota; Metazoa; Chordata; Actinopteri; Cyprinodontiformes; Poeciliidae.
UUCAUUUAUACGUAAUUGCACUAUAUUGUGGUAUGAGGUUGGAGGCAGCUUGUCGCAUCGUUUGACAUAUUGUCCUUCCCUGUCUCAUUGUGGUCGAUCUUGAUGGCAGCCAUUUUGUUCAUGUAUCUUUCUCUUGCACAUUUGUGUCCAGAUAUUUUCUUCUUGUUAGUCUCGAAGCCAUGAGUCUGCUAUUUAUUGUGUUUGCCUACUAAGAUGGCGCAGAUCACUUCCAGUUCAGACUGGUUGGAGCUAUGUAUUAUUAAAAUAACAGCUGUUUUGUGUUUCUUUUCUUUUUGUCCUGACAGAUCUCCACUGAUGGUGCCAGGAUGGAGAAAUCUCUCUUGGACUUUUUCCUUUCUGAAAAGCAGAAGACGUUUAAUCUGUAAAAGUUCAAACUUUAACACUUCAGCUCUGUUUCCCUCAGCUUCAUCCGAUACUCGGAGCAGACUGACCUCAGGUCUUCUUCUGCGUUCCUCGGUUCAUUCUCCCUCCUCCCGCCGCCUCUCGGUUUCUGCCGGCCCAAUGGAACUGAAGGAGGUUCUGCAGGUUCUGGAGCAGCUCGCUCCUCUGUCUCUGGCCGAAUCGUGGGAUAAUGUCGGCCUGCUGGUGGAGCCCAGCAAACCUCGGCCAAUCAAAACCGUCCUGCUGACCAACGACCUGACGGACGCCGUCAUGGAGGAGGCGGAGGUUUUGAGCUGUGACCUCAUCGUCUCGUACCACCCGCCGUUGUUUCGGCCAAUCAAGCGGCUGGCUCAGAAAGACUGGAAGCAGCGGUUGGCCAUCCGGGCCGUUGAGGCUGGGAUGGCGGUCUUCUCCCCGCAUACGUCCUGGGACAGCAUGAAGGGAGGGGUGAACGACUGGCUGGUUGGUGGACUGGGCAGCGGUCAGGUGUCUGUGCUCAGUCAGGCCCACGGCGGCGCCUCCCACAGUCACAAACUGGAAUUCAUGGUGAGGAGUCCAGAGGAGCUGAACGCUGUUGUGGAGGAGCUGAAGGCCAGUGAUGAUGGAACAGCGCUGCAGUGUUCGGGCAGCAGGCCAGACAGCAGCGGCAUCCAUGUCAGCUUAACCUGCAGUGCCUCAGCACUGACCCCUAGUGUCCAGAUACUGUUAAAGCACAGCGCUCCCUGCCAGUCCCUCAGCAUCCUCAAGUUGGAGAAGGCUCCUCUCCCGGGCCACGGCCAAGGACGGCUCAGUGUUUUGGACCAGCCGGUCACCGUGGCAACAGCUAUCCAGAAGAUGAAAUCCCAUUUGGGAUUAGCUAAUCUCCGUUUGGCUCUGGGAGCAGGCAGGACACUAGAGUCCUCAGUCUGCACUGCUGCGGUUUGUGCCGGCUCUGGAGCCUCGGUGCUGAGCAGCGUCCAGGCCGACCUCUUCAUCACCGGUGAGAUGUCCCAUCAUGAGGUUUUGGAUGCGGUGGCGAAGGGAACCAGUGUCAUCCUGAGCGACCACAGCAACAGCGAGCGCGGUUUCCUGGCCGUGUUCAGGGAGAGGCUCGCCGUGCGGCUGCCUGACGCCGUGACGGUGGUGCUGUCCAAGGCUGACAGAGACCCGCUGGAGGUUGUCUGAAGGACUCUGAGUUACAAAUAAAUCAUAAAACACAGGAAAGUUGUCUGCUGAACUUAAAAAGGCUGCUUUUCUUUUGUAAGAGCAGGCUGUGAUGGAAAGUACAUUAUUUUAUUAUUUUGAUUAAAGUAGCUUUUAUGCAUGUUUG